Messenger RNA from Polyodon spathula (Mississippi paddlefish), 1989 nucleotides. It is a transcript of the gene sco1, whose product is annotated as protein SCO1 homolog, mitochondrial. The record is from RefSeq and is a predicted model, not a curated record. The coding region runs from base 61 to 1005 and encodes 314 amino acids. Gene Ontology annotation, biological process: mitochondrial respiratory chain complex IV assembly. The transcript is spliced from 7 exons. NCBI's taxonomy places the organism in Eukaryota, Metazoa, Chordata, Actinopteri, Acipenseriformes, Polyodontidae.
GAAGUGCCAGUGCGUAGCUGUGACAUCAAUGUGCUGCUACAGAAGGUCAGAAACAGCACCAUGGCACCAGUUUUAGUGUCAGCUUGUAGCCGUCUGUGUUUACUUUAUUGUAAGCUUAAUCGUGCAGUUUUACAGACGGGCUUCACGUCUCGGAGUCUCUUCUUUUUUAACAGCACACGAAAAGGGAAUGCAGCAGUCCCUCAAGCACUUGCACUGCGCGGCUUCUCUGGGCUGGUACCCCAUAAACAAUUAAGAAGAAUCUUCGUUCCAUUGGGCAGAACAGGGAAAAACUCUCAAUAUAAUGUGUCUCGAACACUGGCUGCAUUGCCUCCACCACCUCCCUCGCAAGACAAAGGUCCUAGAAAGACUGGGCCUGUUACAUGGAAGUCUCUGGUGAUAACAUUUGCAGUUGGUGGAACACUGCUGGCAGGAAUGAAAUACUUCAAGAAAGAAAAAGAAGAAAUGAUUGAGCAGGAGCGAACAAGGUCUUUUGGUAAGCCAGCUCUAGGCGGUCCUUUCUCCCUCGUUGACCACAACAACCAGCCCAAGAAGAGUGAAGACUUCCUUGGGCAGUGGAUUCUUCUGUACUUCGGUUUCACGCAUUGUCCAGACAUUUGUCCGGAUGAACUGGAGAAAAUGAUUGAAGCUGUAGAUGCAAUUGACAAAAUACCUAGCCUCCCGAAUGUCACGCCUCUCUUCAUUACAAUCGACCCAGACAGGGAUAACCCAGAAGCUAUAGCAACUUAUGUGAAAGAAUUUUCUCCAAAGCUGAUUGGACUAACUGGGUCAGCUGAGCAAGUGGAUCAGGUGGCCAGGUCGUACCGAGUCUAUUUCAGCCAGGGACCCAAAGAUGAAGACAAUGACUACAUUGUUGAUCACACCAUCAUAAUGUACCUGGUUGGCCCUGAUGGGGAUUUCAUUGAAUAUUUUGGCCAAAACAAGAAGAGCACAGAGAUUUCAGCUUCAAUAGCAUCUCAUAUGAGAAAGUAUAAGCAGAAGAAAUAGAUUGUUGCACCAGCAAAAGGGACUCGCCAGCCUUAAUUAAAACAAGUACAUCAGUUUAAAAACAGAGUAGUAGAACCCCCUUUAAUUGAAACCAGCUUUCAGAAAUGCGCUAUUAUGUGGCAUGCCCAGCGGUCAUUAAACUAAUACAGUGGAGAAACAAGGAUUGGAUAAUUCUUAACUAUAGCUUACAAUGGGAUAGAUUCUGAAAAACUGUCCCAAUGACAAUUUGAAGUAGAUACUUUAAGAAUCUAUUCCGCAUUAUUUUACGAUUUGCACUGUUUAUAAAAUAAAUAAAUAAAUCUGAAAAUGCCCCUUUAUCAGAACACCAAACAGCAAUAAAACCAUCCAAGAACAGACUUCAUCAAUACAAGGGCUCUCACUAUCAAAUCAGUGAAAACCCUGAUUAGAGCAUCUGCUCAGUCCAUUCUUCCCUGCGCCACUCUGGCUCGAGCAAAACUCACCACACUGCUGGGCCUCACCUUCUCAAGGAUCCCCCUUUCAAACUCAGAUAUGCUCCAGACAGUCUGAGCAGCCACUGCUCCAGCCUGAAUGGCAGGUGAAUUCAGAUUGCAUGUCCAAUGCAGGAGAAGUUCAGAUGAAACGGGUCCUACUGUGUUUAAAAACAUCAAUAAAUAAAUCAUAGAGCAAAUAAGAUUCAAAAGCUGCAACAACCAAGUGAUUUACAGAAGUAAAAUAUAUUUUCAUGUACUUAGAAAUUGUGGUUCCGUUGUAAACAUUUUAAUUAAUUUUUUUUUCUACGAUUAAAUUUCCUUGUUAUCAUGUAAGGGAUUAAACUGUUUUGCUGGCAAGUUCCGCCAUUAAUUAAAAUAUUUGUAUUUUUUUAUUUUUUUUUUAUUUUCCAGUUACAUAUAUUUACAAAAAAAUUAAUUAACUUAAGAGGCAAUUCAAUACUUGUUUAAGUAAAAUGUAAAUGUAUGAUGCCAUUACUUAUAGAAAUGUAUUAAACUACAUUUACAACAAAAA